Mercurialis annua (annual mercury) is the source of this 2041-nucleotide messenger RNA. RefSeq names its product probable calcium-binding protein CML15. The coding region runs from base 1484 to 1966 and encodes 160 amino acids. Gene Ontology annotation, molecular function: calcium ion binding; enzyme regulator activity. The transcript has a single exon. The record is from RefSeq and is a predicted model, not a curated record. NCBI's taxonomy places the organism in Eukaryota, Viridiplantae, Streptophyta, Magnoliopsida, Malpighiales, Euphorbiaceae.
UAUCUAUAUACUAGUAUAAUUUUUUAAAAAAAUUUGGAUUAAUUUAAACUUAAUAAAUUAAAUAAUUAAAUUAAACCUUAUUUUGAUUAAUUAAAUUAUUUCAUAAUAUAAAUAGAUUAAUAAAGAAGAAAACAGUUAAAUAAAUUAAGAAAAUGAAAAGGGAUGUAAUUAAUUUCAAAAAUAACUAUAUGAAGUAGUAAUUAAAAUCUAAAAUCAGAAAUUAAAGCAAUUAUCUCUGUAUUAUUUUGCUAGGAUCUUUACAUGUUGUGAUAUAAUAUUAUACCGGUCGUUGUUUGUUUUAGUUGGGUUUUUUUUUAAGUUUUAGUUUAAUUUUCUUACUUUGCUUCUUUCUAUCCAUUAAUUUUCUCAUUUUUUUUUAUUUUGUAACAGCUUAAAACUAAAUAAUUUAUAUGUACAGUGGCAUUAAAACUAUAAUGACUAGUUCCUCCAAAAAUAUCUUUAAAUAAUUCGGAUAAUUUUCACCAAUGAUCCUCCUAUUUUAAUUUCUCUUCCAACUGUCACUAAAGUUUAAAAGAUAUUCCACCGUCAUAUAUUUUAAAUUUAUAUCUCGACCGUCUUUAAAAUUUGAAAUGUAUCUCAACCAUCAUGUACUACAAAUUUAAAUCCCUAUUGUCCCUGCCUCAAUUUUUUUAAACACCGUCAAAUUUCGCUGAUAUGGUUCGUGGCUUGAUAUUCAAAAUAUAAUAUAAUAAUUUAUUAAUUUGAAAAAGGCAUUCUAUCCAAUAAGGCGUAUACUUCGGAUCUUGGUUGGACGGAAUGGAAAAUAUUUUCGAUAAAUAGAAGUACGUCUUGUUUAUUAACAUCUCGGAAAUAUUCCGCCAUAGUUAGGGUAGUUAAUACGUUUUAAAUUUUAGGCGGUUUGAAAAAAUUCGGGGACCAUUAAUGAAAAUUAUCCAAAUGAUUAAUAUUUUAUUUUCUCCCAAAUUGAACAACUAGCCAAGCUAGCAUGGUUUUAUUGUUUAAUUUUUCUGUUAUUUUAUUGCAUAAGUUGCUCAAUUAUUUGUAGCUGUGGCACAAUACCUCAUGUCUGAACUGUACAUGUAACACCCUCCAUUUUCCAUUUAAAUAUGGCAGAUAUGAGUUUCCAAGAAAUUGAAUAAUUUAAAUAAAACAACCCGUUUAUUAAUUUGUCAAAAAUAAUUCUCACUAAACAUGGAAAAUCCAAACUUAACCACACCCCUAUAAUUAACCAACCAUAGCAGAAAAUACAAAAAACCACCCUGCCAUUCCCCUCCAUAUGGAAAAUUCACCCUUUACUCCAUUCUCCUCUAUCUCCCGCCGCCCUGCCGCCGCCGCCCGCCGCCAUAAAAAUAAUUAAAUAAUACAAUGUCAUCAUUUUUUCUGUAAUCUAAAAUCAUUACAUGUCUUGAAAACCUUGAUUUUUUAUUCUUUUAAAUUUUUUUGGGCACGGUGAUUGUGCUAGAGAAUAUAUUAAACAUAACACAUUACAAAUUCAAAGAAAAUGGCAGCAAUGGCAGCAAUAAGAGUGGAACAAUUAAGAGACAUAUUCGAUCGUUUCGACAUGGAUUCCGAUGGGAGCCUCACCGUUUUAGAACUCGCAGCAUUGUUAAGAUCAUUAGGGCUCAAGCCUUCAGGUGAUCAAAUUCAUGUCCUAUUAGCAAACAUGGAUUCAAAUGGAAAUGGAUCAAUAGAAUUUGAUGAAUUGGUUAGCGCAAUAUUACCCGAUAUGAGCGAAGAAAUUUUCGUAAAUCAGGAACAACUUCUAGACAUAUUUCAAUUGUUUGAUCGUGACGGUAACGGGUACAUUAGCUCCGCGGAGCUAGCGGGAUCAAUGGCUAAAAUGGGACAACCGUUAACGUAUAAAGAGCUUCGAGAGAUGAUGAAAGAAGCAGAUACAGAUGGUGAUGGUGUCAUUAGUUUUCAUGAAUUUACUUCUGUAAUGGCAAAGUCAACCAUGGAAUUCUUAGGCUUGACUUUUUCUUGACCGAUUGAUGGUAUGUCGUGACGAAGAGCUUAUUGUAAUUAUUUUCAUAUCAUUAAUCAUUGUUAAUUUCAUUAA